UUUACAUAUAUUAUGAAACAACUGGUGUUUGGUUUCAAUAUUUAUUCUUGAUGGAGAAGAGAACUAUCCAUCAAUGGCUGCAACCACCCUUCACAUGGAAGUUCCUGUCAAUGUGCCAUAAACAAAUGCUCUCCUAACAAUUAAAAUAUACUUCUCUUCUUUAUUCUUUUUGGACCUUCUCUCAAAUCAUUAUCCAGCAUAACCUUUUUUUUUUCUUUCUUCUUCACAAUUGCAUGUGAAUCCAGGCCACUUCUCUCUAAGGAAACGAUUCCUUCUGAACUUCCGUCGCCAUCACUCCCAACGACCCAAAAUUGGGUUGUUGAGAAUUUUUGUAAUAAAUCAAACCUCUGUUUCGAUUGGUCUCGUGGGGGUGUUUUUUCAAAGGUACGUUACCUGACGCUUGCUUACUUUUACUUUUAUGCGUAUUGGUGAUGGUAUAAUGUAGUUUAGGUUUUGGAAAAUGAAAACCAAUUGGAUGGCGAACUUGUUUGUUGCUGAUUUGGGGUUUGUGAAAAUUUGGGUUUCAAAAGUCAACCUAGUAGAAUUAGUUUAGUUCUUGGCUGAAAUGUUGAUGGGGGUGGGAGUUAACUUUAACAACUCUUGGUUUCUGAUUCUGUGUCUUCUUCUAUAUGCGCAAAUAUUGCAGGUAUGGAACCAGAUUUGUAAGAUAAGUUUCUCUCAUUCGUAGCUUAUUUAUCUUGAACUAGUCACUUGUUUCUUAGAAAAUGAUGAAGAAUAGCUUCAUGUUCCUUGAAAUUUUAUUGUUUUUAGCAUUUAUCUGCCCGCGAGUUCUCACCGAGCCAGUUGAAGACAAGCAAGCCUUGCUUGAUUUCUUCCAUAAUAUCCCUCACUCCCCCUCUCUCAACUGGAAUGAGAGUAGUUCUGUGUGCAAAGCCUGGACAGGAGUGUUUUGCAAUUCUGAUGAGUCUAGAGUAGUAGCCUUACGAUUACCCGGGACUGGUCUGCGCGGUCCGAUCCCUGUGAAUACUCUUAGCCGUCUAUCUGCGCUCGAGAUUCUUAGCCUUAGGUUAAAUAGGUUAUCAGGUCCUUUCCCUUUUGAUUUUUCGAAGCUGGGAAACUUGAGUUCCUUGUAUCUGCAAUAUAACAAGUUUUCUGGUCCUUUGCCUUCAGAUUUUUCAGUUUGGAAUAACCUUAGUGUCAUUGAUCUAUCAAACAAUCUCUUUAAUGGGAGUAUUCCUUCCUCUAUCUCAAAGUUGAGUCAUUUGACAGUUCUGAAUCUUGCAAACAACUCGUUUUCAGGCGAAAUUCCGAACCUUGAUAUUCCAAGUUUGCAACGGUUAGAUUUGUCCAAUAAUAAUCUUACAGGAAAUGUGCCUCACUCUCUUCAAAGAUUUCCAAGUUGGGUGUUCUCUGGUAACAAUGUUACUGAAGAACAUAGUGCAAUUCCCCCAUCUUUUCCCCUCCAGCCUCCCACUGCUCAACCAACGAGAAAAGGCAAAGGGCUGAGUGAAUCUGCAAUACUUGGUAUUGCAAUUGGUGGUUCUGUUAUUGGGUUUAUUUUGCUAGCUGUUCUAUUGACUGUUUGGUGGUUGAAAAAAGGGAAAGGAAAUACGAGUCCCUCUAUGGACCCCAAAAAGAAGGAAGCGUCUGUAAAAAAAAGGGGCUUUGAGAGCCAAGAACAAAAGAACAACCUCAAUUUCUUUCAGGAUUCUAAUCUUGCAUUUGACUUGGAAGACCUGUUGAGAGCAUCUGCCGAGGUUCUUGGGAAGGGAACCUUUGGAGUGAGCUACAAGGCAGCUUUGGAGGACUCAACAACUGUCGUAGUGAAGAGGCUGAAUCAAGUGACAGUUGGAAAACGAGAAUUUGAACAGCAGAUGCAGUUGAUUGGAAAUAUUAAGCACGAGAAUGUCGUUUCCUUAAGAGCAUACUAUUAUUCAAAGGAUGAGAAACUCAUGGUCUAUGACUACUAUGGACAAGGGAGCGUGUCUGCAAUGUUACAUGGCAAGGAAGGGGAUGGUUUACGUGUGUUAGAUUGGGAUACUCGGAUGAAAAUUGCCAUUGGAGCGGCUCGAGGUCUUGCUCAUAUCCAUACAGAAAAUGGUGGAAAAUGUACCCAUGGAAAUGUCAGAGCCUCAAACAUCUUCCUCAACUCUAAAGGAUACGGCUGUGUAUCCGACGUUGGCUUGGCUGGGUUAAUGAAUUCAAUUCCACUACCAGCCACAAGAACCCCUGGUUACCGAGCGCCUGAAUUGACCGACACUCGGAGAGUAUCAGAAGCAGCUGAUGUCUACAGUUUCGGGGUGGUGCUACUGGAACUUCUGACUGGAAAAUCUCCCAUACACGUUGAAGGCUGUAAUGAAGUUGUUAAUUUAGUGAGGUGGGUGAACUCUGUGGUGAGGGAGGAAUGGACAGCAGAAGUGUUUGAUGUUGAGCUUCUCAGGUAUCCAAACAUAGAAGAAGAAAUGGUGGAGAUGCUGCAAAUUGGGUUGUCUUGUGUUGCCAAAAUGCCCGAACAGAGGCCAAAAAUGAUUGAUUUAACGUCGAGAAUCGAGCAAGUUCGGCAACACAGUACAGGAACGCAGCCGUCAUCAGGGUCAAAAUCAGCGUAUUCGACUCCUGUUCAUGUAAUGGAAAUCGGUUCUUCCUCACAUCUACCUUGAAAUCUUUGUUCUGUUACAGAGUACAUAGAUUCUUUUGACCUGCUUUCUGUCUAUUCGUUUAAACUAGUUGAAUUGGGGGCUUAGUUUUGCUUAAGCUUUUUGGACUUUUUUGAGGUCACUAGUUUAGACCCCGUCAAGUUCGAUAACUCAAAUGGUUAUUUAUCUUUACAAGUUCAAUUUUUAGUACAAAUGGAAAUUUAUGAUAUUUUACA
Messenger RNA from Cucumis melo (muskmelon), 2833 nucleotides. Its product is annotated as probable inactive receptor kinase At4g23740. Lineage: Eukaryota; Viridiplantae; Streptophyta; Magnoliopsida; Cucurbitales; Cucurbitaceae. The record is from RefSeq and is a predicted model, not a curated record. Gene Ontology annotation, molecular function: protein binding; protein kinase activity; ATP binding. The transcript has 3 exons. Bases 726 to 2621 code for a protein of 631 amino acids. Gene Ontology annotation, biological process: protein phosphorylation.